UUUGCAGAGAUAUUUAGAAUAACGGAUUUAUGUUGACGCGGCCUUCCGAACCAAUCCAAUGGUCAAGCAGCCCUACUCAAAAUACAAAAUUUCCACGUGUCAAAAUCACAUCGGAGAGAGGCACCACAUUAGCACGCGACAUGGUGUAUUCGACACAAACAAAAGUCGACCAUCUUUGAACAAUUUAUUUUUCAGAGUCGGAACGAACACCAAAACAGAAAGUGCAGAACAAGUCUCUCUGUAUCUCAAUCUUAUUAUCGAGCCUGGGGCUUAGUAGACUUACUUGGGUUUUGAUUCUGACUGAUCACAGAGUUCAUCGCAGCCGAAAGCACAACACAAACUGUUAUGUUAGAGUUGGGGGAUAUCAAGAGUUUAUGUUUGCAGCAAUGGAAGGCGAGAUUAUCGAGUGGGAUCAAGGAUGGGACUAUAUCCGUAACUCGAUCAAGAAGCUGAAGAGGAUUGCAGAAGGAUUAAGGGAGCCUUCAUUGAGUGGAGGAGAGUAUAUGAAGCUUUAUGCAACUAUCAAUGACAUGUGUACUCAAAACAGCCCUCACAAUUAUUCUCAACAGCUUUAUGAAAAAUAUAGGGAGACAUUUGAGGAAUACAUUUCUUGGACAGUAUUGCCCUGUAUAAGAGAGAAGCGUGAUGAGUGUAGAAUGUUGUGGGAGCUUCUGAAAAGAUGGAGUACGCAUAAAGUUAUGGAUAGGAGGAUGUACCGGUUUUUUAGUUGUGUUGAUAGGUGGUACAAACCUCCAUGCUCACUUCCUCGGCUAAAUGAAGUUGCGCGUGUCUGCUUCCAGGAUUUGGUUUAUAGAGAAGAUGCUAGUGUGAGGAAUGCUGUAUUUAGUCUAAUUCGUAGAGUACGAGAAGGAGAGGAAAUUGACAAAGCACUGUUAAAGAAUGUAGUUGAUAUAUUGGUUGAAAUUGGAAUGGGAAAAAUGGAUGCUUAUGAAGAGGAUCUUGAAGCACACAUACUAACAGAUACAGGUGAAUACUAUUUGUGUAGAGGAUCACGUUGGAUUUUGGAGGAUUCCUAUACAGAGUACAUAAUGAAGGUUGAGGAAUGUUUGAAAAGGGAGAGGGAUAGAGUUUCUCAAUACCUGCAUUCAAGCAGUAAGCAGAAGCUGGUGGAGAAAGUGCAGCAUGAAUUGUUCGGAGCUCUUGAGAAUCUAUUAGUUAAACAACAACUUACUGCUGAACUUACAAGCUUGCUUCAACAGGUUGAAGAUGCUGCAAGAAACCUGGCUUCUUCUGAGGGAGCUGGUAUGCCAGAACAGCUCCUUGUCAGGAAAUUAAUCAAGCUGCACGAGAAGUAUAUGGUAUAUGUCAAUGGUUGCUCUAAAAAUUACCACCACUUUCACAUGGCUCUGAGUGAGGAUUUGGAGGUAGUUUUGAAUGAGGCUAUUUCUGGAGGUCUAGCUUGGCUUAGAGAAGGUCAGGUAAAUGAUAUUUUGGGAACAGAUAGACUUGACCAGAAAGUACCUCAAGGCUUUGAAGCUGUUGCUAAUCUAUUUAAAGAGCAUGAUACUGCUGAAGUUACAACCUUGGUCCAACAGGCUGAAAAAGCUGCAAGUAACCGGGCUUCAAAUGAAACUGGCAUGCAGGAACAGCUCUUUAUCAGAUAUAUAAUCAAGUUGCAUGAUAAGUAUUUGGCAUAUAUCAAUGAUUGCUCUAGAAAUCACUUUCUAUUCUGCAAGGCUCUGAAUGAGGCUUUCGAGGUCUUCUGCAAUAAAGCUGUUUCUGGGAGUUCAGUUGCUGAAUUAAUUGUUGCAUUCUGUGAUAAUAUCCUCCAAAAGGGUGGGAGCGAAAAUUUGAGUGGUGAUCAGGGCAUAGAAGAAAUGCUUGAGAAGGUUGUUAGAAUCUUGCUUCCUUAUAUCAGUGACAAAGACCUUUUUGUAGCAUUCUACAGGAAAAGACUUGCUCAUCGGUUAUUGUUUGAUCGGAGUGCCAAUAUGAACCAUGAAAUGAGUUUUCUAUCAAUGCUGAAACAGGAAUGGGGUGGACAUUUCACAUCAAAGAUGGAGGGAAUGGUCACAGAUUUGACAUUGGCUCAGGAAAAUAAGAAGAGCUUUGAGGAAUAUCUUUGCAGUAACCCAAAUCUAAAUCAUGGGAUGGACUUGACAGUCACUGUUCUUAAGACUGGUUUCUGGACAAGUUUUAAGUCAUUUGAUCUUAACCUGCCUACAGAGAUGGUGAAGUGUAUUGAAGCUUUCAAAGGAUUUUAUGAAACAAGGACUAAAUACAGAAGACUCACAUGGAUUUAUUCAUUGGGCACUUGCUAUGUUAAUGGUCAAUUUAAGCCAAAGGAUAUUGAAUUGCUUGUGUCAACAUAUCAGGCUGCUCUCCUGUUACUCUUCAAUAAUGCAGAGAGAUUGAGUUAUUCAGAAAUAUUAACUCAGUUAAACCUUCCCCAGGACGACUUGGUUAGAAUACUUCACUCUAUGUCCUGUGCUAAUUACAAGAUCCUUGUUAAGGAGCCAAAUACAACGACUAUUUCACCAAAUGACAGCUUUGCGUUCAACUCUAACUUCACAGACAAAAGGAGAAGAAUUAAGAUUCCUCUCCCACCAGUAAAUGAUGCAAGGAAGGAAGUAAUCGGUGAUGUUGAUAAGGACAGACGAUAUGCUACUGAUGCUGCAAUCGUGCGGAUUAUGAAGACUCAGAAAGUUUUGGGGUAUCAACAAUUAGUUAUGGAGUGUGUUGAGCAGUUAAGACACAUGUUCAAGCCUGACAUCAAAGCAAUUAAGAAACGCAUCGAAGAUCUUAUCACUCGCGAUUACCUGAAGAGGGAGGAGGAAAACAAGAACAUAUUUAGAUAUGUUGCAUGAGACAAAUACUGCUGGGAGUCUUCAUAUAAUUUUGGUUAUACUGCAAUGACAAGAGGAUGAUUAUUGCUUCUUUAGAUUCUGAAUUGCCUAUCAUACUCUGCAGUUUUUAGAAAUUUCUAGGAUUUCGGAAGGAGAGUGGAGAAAGUUUUUUCAAUUUACCUAGGAAAUGAUGUGAAUAGAUGUAAAUAUUAUUCUCUUACAUUUGCUUCCAUGGUGUUGUUAUAAACAUUUUCUUGCUGCCUAGCUAAUUAGAGUGAAUAGGACUUUGAUUAGCUAUAUACCAAAGAACUGAAGAAAACUUUUCUUCUGGUGUGUUAUAUAACUGUCAAGUAGUUAAGUGGGAUUUCCUUGUCCA
Rosa chinensis is the source of this 3183-nucleotide messenger RNA. RefSeq names its product cullin-1. Gene Ontology annotation, biological process: protein ubiquitination; ubiquitin-dependent protein catabolic process. Lineage: Eukaryota; Viridiplantae; Streptophyta; Magnoliopsida; Rosales; Rosaceae. Gene Ontology annotation, cellular component: cullin-RING ubiquitin ligase complex. Bases 375 to 2828 code for a protein of 817 amino acids. Gene Ontology annotation, molecular function: ubiquitin protein ligase binding. The record is from RefSeq and is a predicted model, not a curated record. The transcript is spliced from 2 exons.